AUGAUUGCCACAACUCAACAAAACAUGACCACGGAGCUGGACCUGGGGAGUUCAGACGGUCCCCCGCGGAACUGGAAGGGCAUAGGAAUCGCCAUGGUGGUGAUCCUGGCUGUUAUGUCUCUGGUCAUCCUCUCUGUCAUCCUGCUCACGCCUGAUGAAUCUCACUUGUUACUCCGUUCCCAUCUGACUAUGGAGGAUCUGGAGAAUGAAGAGUUCAAGGUUCACGACCCCUGCGUGGCAUGGCUGAACGAAAAUGAGGUGGCUCUCCGCACCAGAGAAGGACACAUCCUGUUGUUCGGCCUCAGUAGCAACCUCACCACGACUCUCCUGGACAACAGCUCCCUGGACCUGACCACCACUAAAUUCCAAGUGUCUGCAGACAAGAGGUUUGUCCUCUUGGCGUAUAACGUCCGACCGGUGUUCUCUCAGUCCUUCACAGCCUCCUAUGCUAUCUACAAUGUGGCUAAUGGGGAUCUGCUGGAGCUAAACCCUCCAGAGAGGGAGAAGGCAGUGCUGCAAUAUGCUUGCUGGGGACCUCAGGGGAACCAGCUGGCCUACAUGUUUGAUGGAGAUAUCUACUACAAGCCAAGUGUGACCAGCAAACCCUUGCGUCUCACAGACACCGAUCAGGAACAGAAUGUGGUGAGCGGGCUCUCUGACUGGACUUAUGAAGAGGAAGUGCUCUUGACAUAUGUUGCCCACUGGUGGUCUAUGGACGGGGCCCGGCUGGCGUACCUCACCAUCAACAACUCUGCCACACCCGUGAUGGAAAUACCCCACUUCUUAGGUGGUCUCUACCCAUCCAAUUUUCUCUUCCCCUACCCCAAGGCUGGCUCAAGUAUCCCCUCAGUCAGCCUGUUUGUGGUGAAUCUGUACGGUCCAGCUCACACUCUGGAGAUGAUGCCUCCUGACUCCCUCAGGGCCAGAGACAGCUACAUCUCCAUGGUGACUUGGAUCAGCAGCACCCGCCUCGCGGUUCGUUGGCUGAAUCGUGCCCAGAACCAAUCGGUGCUCUGCGUGUGCGAGGCCACCACAGGGGCAUGCUCAGAGAAACACAAAAUGGCCAUGGACAUAAUGCAAAAUCAACGACAGGAUGUGCCAUUGUUUUCAGCAGACGGCUCUGUGUUUUACACAAUCUUGCCAGCAAAACAGGGCGCUCGCGGAGAGUUUCACCACAUCGCCGGCCUUUCAGCCCAGCCUGCCAUCCCCUCUGUCCCUCCUCGCUUCUUGACAUCAGGGAGCUGGGAUGUCACCCUGCUCUGCGCCCUCGACGAGAAGGCUGGAAAAAUCUAUUUCCUGAGCACAGAAGAAUCCAGACAGAGCAGACACCUUUACAGUGUGGACCUGGAUGGAGUGUUUCAGCGCCAGUGCAUCUCCUGCAACCUCAUUGACGGAUGUCGCUUCUUUAAAGCUGAAUUCAGCCCCAAUCAAACGCAUUUCACCCUCUACUGCUUGGGCCCAGGAAUCCCUAAAGUGACGGUUCACAGUACAAAGGACCCCUCCAGAUAUGUCGUCCUGGAGGACAACAGCCCUCUGUCUAAAGCCCUGGAGGACAAGAGGCUCCCUGAGACCCUGUUCAGGACACUCCCAGCAGACAACCAUGAUCUGCACCUGAAACUAUCUCUGCCUCAGGGCUACGAGGCCAACCUGCACCCUCUCCUCAUCAUUGUGGACGGCGUUCCUGGCCGUCAGUCGGUGACAGAGGAAUUUGCCCUCGACUGGCCUCAGGUCCUCUCCGGCACACACAAUGUGGCCUUGGCCUGGGUGGACGGCAGGAGUGGGGUUGGCCGUGGACAGAAGACCACCGCCGUGGAUCCACGCAAGCUUGGCUCACUUAGAGUCAAAGAUUAUCUGGGAGUUGUAGAGUUGUUGAUGCAGCUGCCUUACAUUGAUGAUCGCCGUGUGGUCCUCUAUGGCAAGGCAUUUGGUGGUUAUUUAACUCUCAAGAUGUUAGCUACAACAGACAAGCUCUUUCAAUGCACGGCAGCUGUGGCACCGAUAACAGACUUCAGGCUUUACAGUGCUGCAUUCUCAGAGAGGUAUCUAGGCCUUCCAGCGAAGGAGGAGCACGCUUACUCGACCGCCUCUUUGCUGGAGGAGGUUAACAAGCUGAAAGAUGAAAACUUCCUUAUUCUACAUGGAACAGCAGAUGCGAGGGUACACUUCCAGCACAGCGCUGAGCUCCUGAGCCGACUGGUGAAGGUGGAAGCCAACUACUCGCUGCAGCUGUACCCAGACGAGGGCCACAUCCUGAGAGAGCCUCGCAGCAUCCAGCACUUCCAGCGGACAGUGGUGAACUACCUCCAAACCUGCUUGAAGCACAGCGUCUUCCUAGAUCCCAUAGAGGACGAAGAGGAAGAAGAUGACUGAGCCCAGAGCCCCCUUCCCUUCUUCUGGAAGGACUCUUUUAGACCUGUAUGCCAUCUUAUGCAUUACCUUGGGUCGGAUUACCAGGCACAAGAGCACAGGAGUGGGGACCAAGCACAUCAGAUCACCUCCUUCAACUUCUGGAAAAAUUGAUGUACUGUAUACCUUGUUGCACACAAUGAUUUCUGCUGUUAUACUGUAUGUUUGAGGCCCUAUUUGUUUACAAAAUUCACUUGAGAUGAUGUGGACUAGAAGGCUACAGAUUCUGCCAGUUUACAAAGAUUUUAAAACAUGCAUGUCGUAAUGGCUGCAUGAUGUGGAUUAGUUUACAUUGCAUCAUCUGUGUUUUGCAGGUCUAAAUCUCACCCAUCAGGGUUAAAAGUGCAAAAUCUGCCAAAAGCUGGGAACACGCUAGAAGACUUAAAAAAUCCUUAUUGAUGCUAUGAGAAAACUUAUACAUUUAAUGACUGCUUAACAUACAUGCAGGUUUCCAUACAGAGUUCUGAAUGUACCGACUCCAACAAGGGGAUAACUUCCAGAUGAAUGCAAAUUCCAGUACUACAGACUCAAUAGGGACAGCUCUGAUACAAGAGGUUUGAAUCAUAAACUGUAAAAUAACUGUAUGAGAUAACGUGCAAACUGGCCCUGCUGGCCUGGACAGACUCUUUAUGAUCUUCAAGAUGUCAUUGUAAAAACAGGGUUAUUUUGGUCUUUUUGUGCAGUGUGUUCCCAGCUUACAUAAAGUUAAAUGAAGCAUAUGGAUCAUUCUAAAUGUGCCAAAUACAUUUUGUGGACUUUAAUUAAGAAUUAAGAAUGAGUAUGCAACUGAGACUAUUUACACCACACGCUCUGAUUUAAGAAUGAUUGCAAGAACGUCUAUGUAGGUCUGUCUAUGUACUGUAUUUGGAAGUACAGAACGUUUCUGUUUUGAUACAUCUUGGCAUUUUAAUCGUUUCUUGUGUAUUGCAGAAUUAAAUUAUUUCUUUGGACAAACUGUUGAGCCGUUAUAUUACAGCCCACAAAGGCAGCGG
This is a messenger RNA of Chelmon rostratus (copperband butterflyfish), 3398 nucleotides long. RefSeq names its product inactive dipeptidyl peptidase 10. The record is from RefSeq and is a predicted model, not a curated record. The transcript has 25 exons. Bases 1 to 2370 code for a protein of 789 amino acids. NCBI's taxonomy places the organism in Eukaryota, Metazoa, Chordata, Actinopteri, Chaetodontiformes, Chaetodontidae. Gene Ontology annotation, molecular function: dipeptidyl-peptidase activity; serine-type peptidase activity. Gene Ontology annotation, biological process: proteolysis.